AAAUUUUAUUUUUGAAAUUAUAUUAAGAAGAUAAAAUUCUAUCGAUGGUUAGAUAAGUCUUUUGGUCGUGCUGUGUUGAAAACCGCUGUUUUUGUAUGAUCACAGAUUAAAAAUGAUUUUAAGAAACUUUACAUCUUUGUCUAACCAAGCUAUUUGUAGUGUUUUCGUCAAACAAGCACAUAAAGUUACAUUUAACGUACUUAGAAAUUGGGUAUUAAAAGUAAACUUACAUAAUGCCCCGCUUGAUUGCCUUCCCAAAACACAAAACUAUUCCCAUUAUUUUAUAGAAGACGGACUACGAUACGUAUAUCCAUAUCAAUAUGAGUUUUCAAACUUUUGCAAACAGCGAUGGAUGGGCAGAAGAUUGAUUGAUAUUUACUCCGAAGAAUUUCCAUUGUAUCCAGUUGAAGAAUAUCUUCGACGUAUAUCAACAGGUAUGGUCAAAAUUAAUGGCAAGUCGAUGGGAGCAGAUUAUGUUUUAAAAAGCAAUGAUCACAUUAGUUCUAUCAUUCAUAGGCAUGAACUUGCAGUUUUAGCCAUGCCAAUCCGAAUACUGUUUGAAGAUGAUGAAUUUUUAGUCGUAAACAAGCCUCCAUCAAUACCAGUGCAUCCAUGUGGCCUUUUUAACCGCAAUACAGUUACAAAUAUUUUAAGCUAUGAAAGAAAAUAUCGUGACCUGUUUUUAAUCCAUCGCAUAGAUAGACUGACAUCUGGAGUUCUUAUUAUGGCCAAAACAAAAGACAUGUCUCGAAAACUCCAUGAGCAAAUAAAUACACGCAAUGUGAAAAAAGUAUAUCUUUGUAGAGUAGAAGGCAACUUUCCUGAUAAGCAAAUAACUUGCAGUGUCCCAAUAAAAAAAUACAGGCGUAAAAUUAAUGUAUCACUUGUACACCCUCAUGGGAAAAAAUCAGUGACUGAAUUUCAGAAAAUUAGUUACAAUGGUAAAUCCAGCGUUGUACUUUGCAAACCUUUUACAGGAAGAACUCACCAAAUUAGAGUUCAUUUGCAAUACUUGGGGCAUCCAAUACUGAAUGAUCCAUUAUAUAACAAUGAAGCAUUUGGAGCAACCAAAGGCAAACAUGGCAUAAUAAAUAAAACCAUAGAUGAAUUACUGAGUGAUUUGCAUAAAGUUAUUGUAUGUGAUUUAUGGGACAAUAAUAUAGUAUCAGGACCUAAUGAAAUUGAUAAGUUUUUGAUUAAUAAAACAGAUUCACAUUUAGAUUAUGAAUUAGAAAGUGCUUACGCAAAAAAUUUAUCUGCAUUUACUUUUGACAAGCAUUGUUAUUUCUGUUCAAACAAUAUCGAGUGCAAACAAACACAUUUUGGUAUGUUUCUUCAUGCAUGGAAGUAUCAAGGUGAAGAUUGGGAAUUCAAAACUGAUAUCCCAACUUGGGCUUCAAAAAACUUUAGUGCUGUCUAAGGAUUAUUGUUUCUAUUACGUUAGAAAAUUUUAGCACUGUCUCCAGAUUAUUUAUUUCCAAUUUAAUCUUCAUAAAAAAUAAAAAGAAUAUUUCAAACAAUGUGAGAAAAUUUUAAUUUAAUAAACUUUAUACUUAUUUAAUAU
Messenger RNA from Uloborus diversus, 1564 nucleotides. Its product is annotated as pseudouridylate synthase RPUSD2-like. Gene Ontology annotation, molecular function: RNA binding; pseudouridine synthase activity. The transcript has a single exon. The record is from RefSeq and is a predicted model, not a curated record. Gene Ontology annotation, biological process: pseudouridine synthesis. Bases 113 to 1420 code for a protein of 435 amino acids. Lineage: Eukaryota; Metazoa; Arthropoda; Arachnida; Araneae; Uloboridae.